Messenger RNA from Populus euphratica (Euphrates poplar), 584 nucleotides. RefSeq lists its product as uncharacterized. The record is from RefSeq and is a predicted model, not a curated record. The coding region runs from base 82 to 345 and encodes 87 amino acids. Lineage: Eukaryota; Viridiplantae; Streptophyta; Magnoliopsida; Malpighiales; Salicaceae. The transcript is spliced from 3 exons.
GUUGAGAACGCAAAAUGGAAGUAUAAUUUCAAAACUAACACCGUCUUGCUCAAUCAAUCCUAUCCCGCAACGGUUUAGGCCAUGAAAGAAGAUUAUGAGAUUGAAGAGAAAAAGCAAGCUGCUGCUGAUGUCUUGUUUCAGUAUUCAAAGUUUGUGAUGGCAUGCAUAGGAAAUCAAGUUCGACCUGCUGCCUUGAGGUUGCAUUUAAUGAAGGAGAUUUCAGGUUUACCAACUUCUCUGAAGAGAGAAUCAUCCCAUGUAGCGGCUUCACCUGAUGCAAUGGGUGAAUCAUCAAGUUCAGGUACUGCCAGACUGGAUAAAGCAGACAGUUUUCGUGCAUUGUAGUUUUCAGAAGCGAUAUGGAGUUUUUGAUGUUUGGAGUCUUCGGUAUAUUUGCUGAGCCACAUAAAUCCCUGUUUCUGUUUUAUUAUUAGCUUAUGGGUUUCUGGCCUUUAUUCUAUUAUGGGAGAAUAUUUUUAAUGUGAUAUAGGAAAUUGUCCAUCUUCAUGUGAUGUAUAAUACAGAGAUGUCUACAAAAUAAUAAUUUAUUUCUACCUUCUUAAUCAUCGAUAUCAUUCUCUUCA